AUGCACUCAGAGGGGUAUCCAGUUUCGGGCCGCUGGCAUUUUUCACAGCAGCACAACAUCCUCCUGCGGGCCUCAUCUCCUCGCUCAGUGCAUGUCCACAGGAGCGGAGGUGGGGGCGAAGGUGCGGGCGAGGUGGGGAAGGAUGACAUCAUCCGUGUGCUCGCAGAGGAAAUCGUGUUUGGGAUUAGGGUCGGCGCAUCGCUGGGCAUAGCUGUCUCUGUGCUGCUGCCACAGCUGCUCACUUUCUAUACGCUCACGUAUGUAUAUGACCUAGAUAGUCAAAGACGAAAUCAUAAACAAAGUUUCCACUGGUCCUGUUUUAAUCUUCUCUAUCUCCUAUCUGUUUCAGAUGGCAUCCACUCUGUGUCGGCGCAAUGCCUUCUCCAAGUGACCAUCAUCACAGAUGAGAUGCUGUCCAACAGUAUCACGCUGCGUCUGGCCAACACCUCCCAGGAGCACUUCCUGUCCCUGCUGCUCGCCCAGUUCCUGGAUGGCGUGGCGCGGGUCCUGUCCGCCGCCCCGGAAGACGUGGUCAUCUUCAACAUCCAGGACGACACCGACGUCAGCGCCCGCAUCCUCAACGUCAGCCUAUCCGUGGCCGUGCCGGCGUUCGGGGAGGGCCACCAGCGCCCCGGUGGGCCGGGAAGCGAUAGGCCGGGGGCUAGGCCUGAGGCCGGAGAGUUCUUCGGCUCAGAGGAGCUUCAGGAGAGGCUGUACUUGAACCGCAGCCUCCUGGCUCAGAUCUCCUCCCAGGAGGUCCUCCCGUUUGACGACAACAUCUGCCUGCGGGAGCCUUGUGAGAACUACAUGAAGUGUGUGUCGGUGCUGAAGUUUGACAGUUUGGCGCCGUUUGUUGCGUCCGAUACCAUACUCUUUCGACCCAUCCACCCCAUUGCCGGGCUGCGCUGCCGCUGUCCCACCGGCUUCACUGGAGACUACUGCGAGACGGAGAUAGACCUCUGCUUCUCUACACCGUGUGGAGCCCACGGGCUCUGCCGCAGCAGGGAGGGAGGCUUCACCUGCGAGUGCUUUGAGGAUUACACAGUUUUGCCUCAGCAACUGCUGCAGCCUCCCAUCCCCACGAUCCAGACAAACGGCACAUGUGUAAGGGGCUGCAGGGCCGAGGAGGAAGAAGAGGACGAGGAGGACGAGGGCUCAGGGUUGCAGUGUUCUGUCGGUCGACCUGCUGCGCUCCUCAUUGAAGUUACCGUCGUUUUGCUGGCCCAGUGUGUCUUCCGUCUCACAGGAGAACGCUGUGAGCUGUCCUCCCGCUCGGGCCGCUGUGCGGCCGGCGUCUGCAAAAACGGAGGCUCCUGCGUGAACCUGCUGGUCGGUGGCUUCAAGUGCGAGUGUCCGGCGGGUGGCUACGAGAAGCCCUUCUGCGAGAUGACCACUCGAAACUUCCCCCCCAACUCCUUCCUCACCUUCAAGGGUCUCCGCCAGCGCUUUCACUUCACCCUCUCUCUUACAUUUGCAACCAAAGAAUCUAGCGGUUUGUUGUUCUACAACGGCCGUUUCAACGAGAAACACGACUUCAUUGCCAUGGAAAUCAUCAGUGAACAAAUACAGCUCACCUUCUCUGCAGGAGAAACCAAAACAACAGUUUCUCCGUUCAUCCUCGGAGGAGUCAGUGAUGGCCAGUGGCACGUGGUGGAGGUUCACUACUACAACAAGCCAAUUCUAAACCAAGCCGGCUUGCCGCAGGGCCCCUCGGACCAGAAGGUUGUCGUAGUGACGGUGGAUAACUGCGACACCUCGGUGGCGCUGAGGUUUGGUCACAUGAUCGGAAACUACACCUGCUCUGCCCAAGGCAGCCAGUCAGGAUCCAAAAAAUCUCUGGACCUGACCGGACCCCUGCUCCUCGGAGGAGUCCCUAAACUCCCCGAAGAUUUUCCCGUUCGCAACCAGCAGUUUGUGGGAUGCAUGAAGAACCUGCGCAUAGACAACCAGCACAUAGACAUGGCCAGCUUCAUUGCAAACAAUGGCACUCUGCCAGGAUGUUCUGCCAAGAGACACUUCUGCAACAACAAUCCAUGUUUGAACGGAGGUACCUGUGUGAACCUUUGGGGCUCCUUCAGCUGUGAGUGUCCACUUGGAUUCGGAGGACAGAACUGUGAGAGAGUCAUGGCUAGCCCACUGCGUUUCCAGGGUAACAGCAUGUUGCAGUGGAACAACCUGGAGGCGGUGGCGGCCUCAGUCCUCUGGCACAUAGAGCUCAUGUUCCGCACUCGCCAGUCCAGCGCCACACUGCUGCACAUCUCCUCCGGCCUGCAGCACAACCUCACUCUGCAGGUUCGUGGAGGAAGUGUGCUGAUGGGACUCCACAGGGGGGAGGACUCCACUCUCUCCCGCGUGGAAGAGGUUCUGGUGAACGACGGCGACUGGCAUCAUUUGCAGCUGGACAUCAGCAGUCUGGGAGGAGCGGCCAGCCACCACAAAGCAGUGCUGUCCUUAGAUCACGGACUCUACCUGGCUAGUAUGGAGGUAGACGGGAAGCUGCGGGACUCCAAACUGAAGGCAGUGUGUGUCGGAGGUUUGGCCAGGCCUGAUGGGAAAGUGCAGCAUGGCUUCCGGGGUUGUAUACAGGGCCUGCGUGUCGGCGGGGCUCUUAGUUUGUCUCAGGCGAGGAAGGUGAAUGUGGAGAAGGGCUGCAGCGUGCCCGACCCCUGCAGCUCCAACCCCUGUCCCGCCAACAGCUACUGCAAUGACGACUGGGACAGCUACUCCUGCACCUGCGUCAACGGUUUCUAUGGCACUAACUGCACUGAUGUGUGCUCACUGAACCCCUGUGAAUACGAGUCCAAGUGCACCAGGAAGCCAAGCUCCUCUCAAGGCUACACCUGUGACUGUCCCAGAAACUUCUUUGGCCGAUACUGCGAGAAAAAGACCGACUUGCCAUGUCCAAGAGGCUGGUGGGGUCACAAAACAUGUGGCCCCUGUAACUGUCCCACGGACAAAGGUUUUGAUUCCGACUGCAACAAGACAAAUGGAGAGUGCCGCUGUAAGGACAACCACUACCAGCUUGAAGGCAGUGACACCUGCCUGCUGUGCGACUGCUACCCGAUUGGCUCAUUCUCCAGAGCUUGUGACAGAGAAACUGGGCAGUGUCAGUGUAAAGCUGGCGUCAUCGGGCGCCAGUGUGAUCGCUGCGACAACCCGUUCGCCGAGGUUUCUCCUAAUGGCUGCGAAGUAAUCUAUGACAGCUGCCCUCAGGCCAUCGAGGCAGGAAUAUGGUGGCCCAGGACUAAGUUUGGUCUCCCUGCAGCGGUUCUCUGUCCCAAGGGAACUAUUGGCACAGCCAUCCGACACUGUGACGAGCACAAGGGCUGGCUGCCUCCCAAUCUCUUCAACUGCACCUCAGCCACUUUCAUCAAGCUGAAAGCCCUGUCUGAAAGGUUUUCCCGUAACGCAACGUUCCUCGAACCUGGACAAGUUCAGCAGACGGCGGCCAUGUUAGCCAACGCCACCUUGCACACAGAGAAGUUCUACGGCAGCGAUGUGAAAGUGGCCUACCGCCUCACACAGAGGCUGCUGCAGCACGAGAGCAUCCAGCAGGGCUUCAACCUCACGGCCACGCAGGACGUCCACUUCACUGAGAACCUGGUCCGUGUGGGCAGUGCCAUCCUGGCCCCAGACACGCGGCCGCACUGGGAGCUCAUCCAGCACGCGGAGGGCGGCACCGCGGCUCUGCUGCGCCACUUCGAGGAGUACGCAAACGCCUUGGCUCAGAACAUGAGGAAGACCUACCUGAGCCCCUUCACCAUUGUCACACCACACAUGGUCAUCUCUGUGGACCGUCUCAAGAAGAUGAAUUUCGCGGGAGCCAAACUUCCACGCUACCAGUCCUUAAGGGGCCCGCGUCCCGCAGACCAGGAGACCGCCGUCACCCUCCCCGAUUCAGUCUUUCAGCCGCCGGUGGACACCAAAGGCCACAGGCACCUGGACGUCUUCCCGGAGUCCUCGCUGAAGAACCGCUCGGCUAACAGGAAGAGACGCCACCCCGAUGACAGCCAGCAGGACGCCAUCGCCAGCGUCAUCAUCUUCCACAGCCUGGCCUCGCUCUUACCGGAGAGCUAUGACCCAGACAAGAGAAGCCUGCGAGUGCCAAAGCGGCCGGUCAUCAACACACCGGUGGUCAGUAUCACCGUGCACGACAACGACGAGCUGCUGCAGCACGCGCUGGACAAACCCAUCAACGUGCAGUUCCGCCUCAUCACCACCGAGGAGCGCUCCAAACCCAUCUGCGUCUUCUGGAACCACUCCAUACUAGCUGGAAAUGGCGGCUGGUCGGCCAAAGGCUGCGAGGUGGUUUUCAGGAACAGUACCCACAUCAGCUGCCAGUGCUACCACAUGACCAGCUUUGCGGUGCUGAUGGAUAUCUCCAGGAGGGAGAAUGGGGAGAUCCUGCCCAUCAAGAUCCUGACGUGGAGCACAGCGGGUGUGACCCUCGGCUUCCUUUUCCUCACCACAAUCUUCCUCCUGUGCCUGAGAGCCAUGCAGUGCAACAAGACGAACAUAAUCAGCAACGGAGCCACCGCUCUCUUCCUCUCUGAGCUCAUCUUUGUCCUGGGCAUUAACCAGGCUGACAACCCGUUUCUCUGCACGGUCAUCGCCAUCCUGCUGCACUUCUUCUACCUCUGUUCUUUCUCCUGGCUCUUCCUGGAGGGGCUGCACGUUUACCGCAUGAUCAGCGAAGUGCGAGACAUCAACUAUGGACCCAUGAGAUUCUACUACCUGAUUGGCUGGGGGGUGCCAGCAUUCAUUACAGGCUUGGCGGUGGGACUGGACCCCGAAGGGUAUGGUAACCCGGACUUCUGCUGGCUGUCCAUGUACGACACGCUGAUCUGGAGCUUUGCAGGACCCAUCGCCAUGGUGGUGUCUAUGAACGUCUUCCUGUACAUCCUAUCAUCCCGAGCCUCCUGCUCGAUGAGACACCACAGCAUCGAGAAGAAAGAGCCCCGUGUCUCAGGCCUGAAAACUGCAGGUGGUGUCCUCUUCCUGGUGUCCGUCACAUGUUUCCUGGCGCUCUUGUCCGUCAACAGUGACAUGAUCAUCUUCCACUACCUGUUCGCAGGCUUCAACUGCAUACAGGGUCCGUUUGUUUUCUUCUUCCGCAUCGUUUUCAAUAAGGAAGCAAGGAACGCUAUGAAAUACUGCUGCAGCCGUAAGCGCCCGGAUCACAUGGUCAAGUCCAAAGCCUCUAGCUAUAAAUCCAACACAAACUACACGGAUGGCAGGUUGUACCACCUUCCCUUUGGUGACUCCAGUGUGUCGCUGAAUGGCACCAUGCAGAGCGGCAAGAGUCAGCAGAGCUACGUGCCCUUUGUCCUCAGGGAUGAUGGACUGAAUAACAGCCAGGCUCAAAUAGCUCUGAACGACCACACAUCACUGUUCCAGGAAACGAAGGAGCGCUUGGAUGAUCACGACAGCGACUCAGACAGCGACCUUUCUCUAGAGGAUGACCAGAGUGGCUCGUACGCUUCUACUCACUCCUCUGACAGUGAGGACGAUGGUCCUCUCCCACCAGAGGAGUGCUGGGAAAACAUGGCUUCCAACGGUGCCAAGAGACCCCAACCCACUGGUAAAGAUGGCUGCCUGACCCGUCCCACUGCCCCUGUUCCUCAUGUGUCAUGUCUAAUGUUGUCUUGUAAAUACCAACAAAAGUACAAAGUCCUCUCUUCAGGAAAUUGGAUCCUUGAUGCUGAGACAAAAAAUAAAAAAAAAUACUCCUUUUCUGUCUUCUUAGACACCAGUUUAAGUAAGAUGUACUGGCCUGGAGAUUACACAGCAGUGGGGGAGGAGGGAGAACGUGCAGGUGGAGACAGGCCCAAUAUGGAAACCCCAGAGCCUGUUCUCGGCCGAAACUUUCGGACUUUAUCGGACGACAGGUCGCAGGACUCCAUGCUGCUGCCCUCCCUGCCAGUGUUCAGCACCCACCCUCACAAAGGAAUCCUGAAGAAGAAGCAGCUUUCUCCUAUUGUGGAGAGGAACGGUCUGCAUCGGAUCCACAACGAACUCUGUGAUAGUGCUCCAGGAUCAGCGUCCCCACAGGGCUCGUCCUCGGGUGAUAGCCGAGCCGGCCCGGCCAAAGCCGGCCUGCCCGACCAGCUGAACGGCGUGGCCCUGAGCAUUAAGGCGGGGACAGUGGACGGUGACUCGUCAGGAUCAGAGUGA
Molecule: messenger RNA, 6174 nt
Organism: Menidia menidia (Atlantic silverside)
Lineage: Eukaryota; Metazoa; Chordata; Actinopteri; Atheriniformes; Atherinopsidae
Source: the annotation of a GenBank genome assembly